GCCUGUCCUUUCGUCCCUGUCCAGUCUGAGGGCCAGCUGGAGUGUGGGCUGCUGGGUGGGAACCACGUCGGUCCUGGGCCCUAGGAAGGAGGCAAGACCCGGCAGCCCCUGACGCACCACCUGUACCCUCCGCCUGGUGCCACCCUGAGCUCCCGUAGAGACAGGUCCCCAACAUUGCCACCACCAUGGAUCACUCCUUCAGCGGUGCACCGCGCUUCCUGACCCGGCCCAAGGCUUUCGUCGUGUCUGUGGGCAAGGACGCCACACUGAGCUGCCAGAUCGUGGGCAACCCCACGCCACACGUAAGCUGGGAGAAGGACCAGCAGCCGGUGGAGGCAGGCGCACGCUUCCGUCUGGCCCAAGACGGCGACAUAUACCGCCUCACUAUCCUGGACCUAGCGCUUGGCGAUAGCGGGCAGUAUGUGUGCCGCGCACGCAACGCGAUUGGCGAAGCCUUUGCGGCCGUGGGCCUGCAGGUGGACGCUGAGGCCGCGUGUGCUGAGCAGGCACCACACUUUCUGCUACGGCCUACGUCCAUCCGUGUGCGCGAGGGCGCUGAGGCCACAUUUAGCUGCCGCGUGAGCGGCUCGCCACGACCGGCUGUGAGCUGGUCCAAGGACGGGCGGCGCUUGGGUGCACCUGACGCCCCCCGUGUGCGCGUGGAGGAGCAAGGCGAGGCGAGCAAGCUGCGCAUCCGGGCGGCGCGACCGCGGGACGGUGGCACCUACGAGGUGCGGGCAGAGAACCCGCUGGGUGCAGCCAGUGCUGCUGCCUCGCUGGUGGUAGAUUCAGACACGGAAGCUGCCAGCCCACCUGGGGCCUCCACGGCAGCGCUCCUGGCUCACCUGCAGCAGCGACGUGAAGCCAUGCGCGCAGAGGGCGUCCCCGCCUCACCACCCGGCGCCGGCACCCGCACCUGCACGGUGACAGAGGGCAAACACGCGCGUCUCAGCUGCUACGUGACGGGUGAGCCCAAGCCUGAGAUCGUGUGGAAGAAGGAUGGGCAGCUGGUUACAGAGGGACGGCGACACGUGGUGUAUGAGGACGCGCAAGAGAACUUCGUGUUGAAGAUUCUGUUCUGCAAGCAGUCGGACCGAGGCCUCUACACCUGCACGGCGUCCAACCUCGUGGGCCAGACCUACAGCUCCGUGUUGGUGGUGGUGCGAGAGCCCACCGUGCCCUUCAAGAGGCGGCUGCAGGACCUGGAGGUGCGGGAGAAGGAGUCCGCCACGUUCCAGUGCGAGGUGCCGCAGCCUACCACCGAGACUGCGUGGUUCAAGGAGGAGACGCGGCUGUGGGCGAGCGCCAAGUACGGCAUCGAGGCGGAGGGCACCGAGCGCAGGCUGACAGUGCGCAACGUCUCGGCUGACGACGACGCCGUGUACAUCUGCGAGACCACGGAGGGCAGCCGCACCGUGGCGGAGCUCGCUGUCCAAGGGAACCUGAUGCGGAAACUGCCCCGGAAGACAGCGGUGCGCGAGGGGGACACCGCCAUUUUUUGCGUGGAGCUGGCAGUGCCUGAGGGCCCUGUGCGCUGGCUGAGGAACCAGGAGGAGGUGGUGACUGGUGGACGAGUGGCCAUCACAGCAGAAGGCACGUGCCACAUGCUGACCAUCUUUCAGUGCAGCUUGGAAGACAUGGGCGAGGUGGUCUUUAUGGCUGGAGACUCCCGCACCUCCACCCAGUUAUGCGUGUCUGCCCCCAGGAGGCCACCCCUCCACCCCCCUGUGGACCCUGUGGUGAAGGCCAGAACGGAGAGUUCUGUGACCCUUGGCUGGUAUCCACCACCCCACGGGGACCGCCCUGUGACCAUUGAUGGCUACCUGGUGGAGAAGCGGCGGCUGGGCACCUACAUCUGGAGCCGGUGCCACAAGGAUGAGUGGGUGGUCACACCUGAGCUCACCGUCACAGGUGUGACUGAGGAGGGUGACUUCCAGUUCAGGGUGUCAGCUGUCAACAGCUUUGGCCAGAGUCCCUACCUGGAGUUCCCGGGGACCAUCCACCUGGCCCCCCAGCUGGCCGUGAGGACGCCCCUGAAGGCAGUGGCAGCAGUGGAGGGUGGAGAAGUCACCUUCUCUGUGGACCUCACUGUGGCCUCUGCUGGUGAAUGGUUCCUGGACGGGGUGGCUCUGAAGGCCAGCCGCACGUAUGUGAUCCGCUGUGAUCGCACCCGGCAUACACUCACCAUCCGAGAGGUGCCCGCCAGCCUGCAUGGGGCACAGCUCAAGUUUGUGGCUGACGGCAUUGAAAGCAGCAUUCGGAUGGAGGUCCGAGCAGCUCCUGGGCUGACUGCCCACAAGCCACCAGCGGUGGCCGCUCGAGAGGUGCUGGCCCGGCUGCACGAGGAGGCUCAGCUGCUGGCCGAGCUGUCGGACCAGGCUGCAGCUGUGACGUGGCUGAAAGACGGCCGUGUGUUACCUCCUGGGCCCAAGUACGAGGAACAGGCUUCAGCUGGGCGGCGGGCACUGCUGGUGCGUGACGUGGGGCAGGACGAUGCUGGCCUCUAUGAGUGUGUCAGCCGCGGGAGCCGUGUUGCCUACCAAUUAUCUGUGCAAGGCCUCACGCCCUUCCUACGCAAAGACACAGUGGGCGGCUGUGUGGAUGCUGAGGUGGGGGGCUCGGCGAGGUUUGAGUGUGAGACCGCGGAUGCCCACAUCCCCGUGUGCUGGUUUAAAGAUGGCAAGGAGCUGGGUGGCUCCUGCCAGCGCUUCUCUCAGGAGGACGUGGGGACCUGGCAUCGGCUGGUAGUGGCCUCGGUCAGCAGGCAGGAUGAGGGCACCUACUCCUGCCGUGUGGGUGAGGACUCUGUGGACUUCCACCUACGGGUCUCUGAGCCCAAGGCUGUGUUUGCCAAGGGGCAGCUGGCACACAGUGAGGUGAAGGCUGAGGUGGGGGCGAGUGCCACUCUGAGCUGCGAGGUGGCCCAGGCCCAGACAGAGGUGACGUGGUACAAGGAUGGGAAGAAGCUGAGCCAGAGCUCCCAGGUGCAUGUGGAGGCCUCUGGCUGCAGGCGGCAGCUGGUGUUGCAGCAGGCGGGCAAGGAGGACGCCGGGGAGUACAGCUGCGAGGCCGGGGGCCAGAGGGUCUCCUUCCACCUGGACGUCACAGAGCCCAAGGCUGUGUUUGCCAAGGGGCAGCAGGCACAAAGCAAGGUGAAGGCCAAGGCGGGGGCCAGUGCCACUCUGAGCUGUGAGGUGGCCCAGGCCCAGACAGAGGUGACGUGGUACAAGGAUGGGAAGAAGCUGAGCCAGAGCUCCCAGGUGCGCGUGGAGGCCUCUGGCUGCAGGCGGCAGCUGGUGGUGCAGCAGGCGGGCAAGGCGGACGCUGGGGAGUACAGCUGCGAGGCCGGGGGCCAGAAGGUCUCCUUCCGCCUGGACGUCACAGAGCCCAAGGCUGUAUUUGCCAAGGGGCAACUGGCACACAGUGAGGUGAAGGCCCAGGCAGGGGCCAGCGCCACCCUGAGCUGUGAGGUGGCCCAGGCCCAGACAGAGGUGACGUGGUACAAGGAUGGGAAGAAGCUGAGCCAGAGCUCCCAGGUGCAUGUGGAGGCCUCUGACUGCAGGCGGCAGCUGGUGGUGCAGCAGGUGGGCAAGGCGGACGCUGGGGAGUACAGCUGCGAGGCAGGGGGCCAGAAGGUCUCCUUCCGCCUGGACGUCACAGAGCCCAAGGUGGUGUUUGCCAAAGAGCAGCUGGCACGCAGCGAGGUGAAGACCGAGGCGGGGGCUAGCGCCACUCUGAGCUGCGAGGUGGCCCAGGCCCAGACAGAGGUGACAUGGUACAAGGAUGGGAAGAAGCUGAGCCAGAGCUCCCAGGUGCGCGUGGAGGCCUCUGGCUGCAGGCGGCAGCUGGUGGUGCAGCAGGCGGGCAAGGCGGACGCUGGGGAGUACAGCUGCGAGGCCGGGGGCCAGAAGGUCUCCUUCCACCUGGACGUCACAGAGCCCAAGGCUGUGUUUGCCAAGGGGCAGCCGACACACAGUGAGGUGAAGGCCCAGGCGGGGGCCAGCGCUACCCUGAGCUGUGAGGUGGCCCAGGCCCAGACAGAGGUGACAUGGUACAAGGAUGGGAAGAAGCUAAGCCAGAGCUCCCAGGUGCGCGUGGAGGCCUCUGGCUGCAGGCGGCAGCUGGUGUUGCAGCAGGCGGGCAAGGCAGACGCUGGGGAUUACAGCUGCGAGGCUGGGGGCCAGAGGGUCUCCUUCCAUCUGGAUGUCACAGAGCCCAAGGUGGUGUUUGCUAAAGAGCAGCUGGCACGCAGCGAGGUGAAGGCUGAGAUGGGGGCCAGUGCCACUCUGAGUUGCGAGGUGGCCCAGGCCCAGACAGAAGUGACAUGGUACAAGGAUGGGAAGAAGCUGAGCCAGAGCUCCCAGGUGCGCGUGGAGGCCUCUGGCUGCAGGCGGCAGCUGGUGGUGCAGCAGGCGGGCAAGGAGGACGCUGGGGAGUACAGCUGCGAGGCCGGGGGCCAGAGAGUCUCCUUCCGCCUGGACGUCACAGAGCCCAAGGUGGUAUUUGCCAAGGAGCAGCCGGCACGCAGUGAGGUGAAGGCCGAGGCGGGGGCCUGCGCCACUCUGAGCUGUGAGGUGUCCCAGGCCCAGACAGAGGUGACGUGGUAUAAGGAUGGGAAGAAGCUGAGCCAGAGCUCCCAGGUGCGCGUGGAGGCCUCUGGCUGCAGGCGGCAGCUGGUGGUGCAGCAGGCGGGCAAGGCGGACGCUGGGGAGUACAACUGCGAGGCUGGGGGCCAGAGGGUCUCCUUCCGCCUGGACGUCACAGAGCCUAAGGUGGUGUUUGCCAAGGGACAGCCAGCACAUAGUGAGGUGAAGGCACAGGCGGGGGCGAGUGCCACUCUGAGCUGCGAGGUGGCCCAGGCCCAGACAGAGGUGAAGUGGUUCAAGGAUGGGAAGAAGCUGAGCCAGAGCUCCCAGGUGCGCGUGGAGUCCUCUGGCUGCAGGCGGCAGCUGGUGGUGCAGCAGGCGGGCAAGGCGGAUGCUGGGGAAUACAGCUGUGAGGCCGGGGGCCAGAGGGUCUCCUUCCGCCUGAAUGUCACAGAGCCCAAGGUGGUAUUUGCCAAGGAGCAGCCGGCACGCAGUGAGGUGAAGGCUGAGGCGGGGGCCUGCGCCACUCUGAGCUGUGAGGUGGCCCAGGCCCAGACAGAAGUGACGUGGUACAAGGAUGGGAAGAAGCUGAGCCAGAGCUCCCGGGUGCGCGUGGAGGCCUCUGGCUGCAGGCGGCAGCUGGUGUUGCAGCAGGCGGGCAAGGCGGACGCUGGGGAAUACAGCUGUGAGGCCGGGGGCCAGAGGGUCUCCUUCCGCCUAGACAUCACAGAGCCCAAGGCUGUAUUUGCCAAGGGGCAGCCGGCACACAGUGAGGUGAAGGCCCAGGCGGGGGCGAGUGCCACUCUGAGCUGCGAGGUGGCCCAGGCCCAGACAGAGGUGACGUGGUACAAGGAUGGGAAGAAGCUGAGCCAGAGCUCCCAGAUGCGCGUGGAGUCCUCUGGCUGCAGGCGGCAGCUGGUGUUGCAGCAGGCAGGCAAGGCGGAUGCUGGGGAAUACAGCUGUGAGGCCGGGGGCCAGAGGGUCUCCUUCCGCCUGGACGUCACAGAGCCCAAGGCUGUGUUUGCCAAGGGGCAGCCAGCACACAGUGAGGUGAAGGCCCAGGCGGGGGCCAGCACCACCCUGAGCUGUGAGGUGGCCCAGGCCCAGACAGAGGUGACGUGGUACAAGGAUGGGAAGAAGCUGAGCCAGAGCUCCCAGGUGUGCGUGGAGGCCUCAGGCUGCAGGCGGCAGCUGGUGGUGCAGCAGGCGGGUAAGGCGGACGCUGGGGAGUACAGCUGCGAGGCCGGGGGCCAGAGAGUCUCCUUCCGCCUGGACAUCACAGAGCCCAAAGUGGUGUUUGCUAAAGAGCAGCUGGCACGCAGCGAGGUGAAGGCCAAGGCGGGGGCGAGUGCCACUCUGAGCUGCGAGGUGGCCCAGGCCCAGACAGAAGUGACAUGGUACAAGGAUGGGAAGAAGCUGAGCCAGAGCUCCCAGGUGCGCGUGGAGGCCUCUGGCUGCAGGCGGCAGCUGGUGGUGCAGCAGGUGGGCAAGGCAGAUGCCGGGGAGUACAGUUGCGAGGCUGGCGGCCAGAGGGUCUCUUUCCGUCUAGAUGUCACAGAGCCCAAGGUGGUGUUUGCUAAAGAGCAGCUGGCACGCAGCGAGGUGAAGGCUGAGAUGGGGGCCAGUGCCACCCUGAGCUGCGAGGUGGCCCAGGCCCAGACAGAGGUGACGUGGUACAAGGAUGGGAAGAAGCUGAGCCAGAGCUCCCAGGUGCGCGUGGAGGCCUCUGGCUGCAGGCGGCAGCUGGUGGUGCAGCAGGCAGGCAAGGCGGAUGCUGGGGAGUACAGCUGUGAGGCCAGGGGCCAGAGGGUCUCCUUCCAUCUGGAUGUCACAGAGCCCAAGGUGGUGUUUGCCAAAGAGCAGCUGGCACGCAGCGAGGUGAAGACCGAGGCGGGGGCUAGCGCCACUCUGAGCUGCGAGGUGGCCCAGGCCCAGACCGAGGUGACAUGGUACAAGGAUGGGAAGAAGCUGAGCCAGAGCUCCCAGGUGCGCGUGGAGGCCUCUGGCUGCAGGCGGCAGCUGGUGUUGCAGCAGGCGGGCAAGGCGGACGCUGGGGAGUACAGCUGCGAGGCCGGGGGCCAGAAGGUCUCCUUCCACCUGGACGUCACAGAGCCAGCACCUGAGUCCCAAGCCCUGGAGAGAUCUGGCCGCAGGGAGCCUCUGGUGAUCAGGGAACAUGAGGACAUCGUCCUGACAGCCACGCUGGCCACACCCUCUGUGGCGGCAGUGACUUGGCUCAAGGAUGGUGUGGAGAUUCGGCGCAGCAAGCGGCACCAGGCCACCAGCCUGGGGGACAGGCACACCCUGACAGUCAGAGGAGCCCAGGUGCUUGACAGUGCAGUCUACAGUUGCCGGGUAGGCACGGAGAGUCAGGACUUCCCAGUGCAGGUGGAAGAGGUGGUUGCCAAGUUCUCUAGGCCUCUGGAGUCCAUCACGGGGGAUCUGGGUGGCACGGUGACCCUGGCCUGUGAGCUGAGCCCACCACAGGCGGAGGUGCUGUGGUACUGUGGGAGCACGCAGCUGCGGGCGGGCAAGCGCUUCCAGAUGGCCGCUGAGGGCACCCUCCGCUUGCUCACGGUGUCGGGCCUGCGUGAGGAAGACGCAGGAGAGUAUGUGUGUGAGAGCCGUGAUGACCGCACCAGCGCCCAGCUCAGUGUCCGUGUGCCCCGUGUGGUCAAGUUCACAUCUGGGCUGAGCGCUGUGGUUGCAGAAGAGGGCUGCGAGGCCACCUUCCAGUGUGUGGUGUCCCCCAGCGAUGCAGUGGUCACGUGGCACCGGGACGGCAUCCAGCUGCAGCCCAGUGAGAAGUUCCUCAUAUCGCAGAGUGGUGCCAGCCGCAGCCUGACCAUCUCUAGUGUGGCAAUGGAGGAUGCAGGCCAGGUCACAGUGGAGUCUGAGGGCGCCGCCUCUUCAGCUGCCCUCCGGGUCAGAGAGCCCCCCGUGCUGUUCAAGAAGAAGCUGGAGCCGAAGACCGUGGAGGAGCGGACCUCUGUGACGCUGGAGGUGGAGCUGACGCGUCCGUGGCCCGAGGUGAAGUGGACCCGGAACGCCGCAGUCCUGGUGCCAGGGGAGAAUGUUGAGAUCCAGGCGGAGGGCACACGCCACCGCCUGGUGCUGCGCAGCGUGGGCUUCACCGACCGCGGCUUUUUUGGCUGCGAGACACCAGACGACAAGACGCAGGCCAAGCUCACUGUGGAAAUGCGCCAGGUCCGGUUGGUUCGGGGCUUACAGGCAGUGGAGGCCAGAGAACAGGGCACAGCUACUAUGGAGGUGGAGCUGUCGCAUGCUGAAGUGGAGGGUACCUGGACACGCGACGGACUGCGACUGCAGCCAGGGCCUAGGUGCCAUGUGGCUGUGCACGGGGCCACGCACAUUCUCACACUCUUGGAGCUGCAGCCACAGGACAGUGGGCUAGUGGCCUUCAAGGCAGAGGGCGUGCACACGUCUGCCCAGCUGAUGGUCACUGAGCUGCCUGUGAGCUUCAGCCGCCCACUGCAGGACAUGGUGGCUACCCAGAAAGAGAAGGUGACCCUGGAGUGUGAGCUGUCCCGUCCCAACGUUGAUGUGUGCUGGCUGAAGGAUGGUGUGGAGCUACGGUCAGGCAAGACCAUGGGCAUAGUGGCCCAGGGUACCUGCAGAAGCCUCAUCAUCUACCGGUGUGAGAUGGGGGACCAGGGCAUCUAUGUGUGUGACACUGGUGAAGCUCAGAGCUCUGCUUCUCUGAAGGUGCAAGGCCGCAGUGUCCAGAUUGUGCGGCCCCUGGAGGACGUGGAGGUGAUGGAGAAGGAAGGUGCCAGUUUCUCCUGUGAAGUCUCCCAUGACGAGGUGCCUGGCCAGUGGUUCCGAGAGGGGAUUAAGUUGCGGCCCAGUGACACUGUGCGUAUUCGCCAGGAAGGAAAGACAUACACUCUCAUCUACCGGAGGGUCCUGGCAGAAGAUGCAGGGGAGAUCAAAUUUGUAGCAGAAAAUGCAGAAUCGCGAGCCCACCUCCGAGUGAAAGAGUUGCCAGUGACCCUCCUCCGCCCGCUGAGGGACAAGAUUGCCAUGGAGAAGCACCGCGGAGUGCUCGAGUGCCAGGUGUCCAGGGCCAGUGCACAGGUGCGGUGGUUUAAGGGUGGCAAGGAGCUGCAGCCUGGAUCCAAGUAUGAGAUGGUCAGCGAUGGCCUCUACCGCAAGCUGGUCAUCAACGACGUGCAGCCAGAGGACGAGGACUCUUACACAUGCGAUGCUGGAGAUGUCAAGACCAGUGCCCAGUUCUUUGUAGAAGAGCAGUCCAUCACCAUCAUACGGGGCCUGCAGGAUGUGACCGUGAUGGAGCCUGCUCCUGCCUGGUUCGAGUGUGAGACUUCCAUUCCCUCAGUGAGGCCACCCAAGUGGCUUCUGGGCAAGACUGUGCUGCAGGCGGGGGCGAACGUGGGCCUGGAGCAGGAGGGCACAGUGCACCGGCUGACCCUGCGGAGGACCUGCUCCACUAUGACUGGGCCUGUGCACUUCACCAUUGGCAAGUCCCGCUCCUCUGCCCGCCUGGUUGUCUCAGACAUCCCGGUGGUGCUGACCCGGCCACUGGAGCCCAAGGCCGGGCGUGAGCUGCAGUCGGUGGUCCUGUCCUGUGACUUCAGGCCGGCCCCUAAGGCCGUGCAGUGGUAUAAGGAGGACACACCGCUGGCCCCGUCAGACAAAUACAAGAUGAUGCUGGAGGGCCAGAUGGCAGAGCUGCGCAUUCUCCGGCUCACCCCUGCUGAUGCUGGCACCUACCGGUGCCAGGCAGGCAAUGCUCAGAGCAGUGCUGAGGUCACUGUGGAAGCUCGGGACGUGGCAGUGACUCAGCCGCUGCAGGAUGCUGAGGCCACCGAGGAGGAGCGGGUGUGCCUCUCAUGUGAGCUGUCCCGCGAGGAUGAGGAGGUGGAGUGGUCGCUCAACGGCACACCCCUGUACAACGACAGCUUCCACGAGAUCAGCCAUGAGGGCCGCCGCCACACACUGGUGCUGAAGAGCGUCCGGCGGGCUGAUGCAGGCACCGUGCGCGCCAGCUCCCCCAAGGUGUCCACUACUGCCUGCCUGGUUGUCCGAGCCAAGCCAGUGGUGUUCCUGAAAGCACUGGAUGAUGUGUCCGUAGAGGAGUGUGGUACGCUGGCCCUGCAGUGCGAAGUGUCAGACCCCGAGGCCCGUGUGGUUUGGCGCAAAGAUGGCGUGGAACUUGGUCCCAGCAACAAGUAUGACUUCCUGCACACGGCGGGCACACGGGGCCUCGUGGUGCAUGACCUGAGCCACGAGGAUGCUGGCCUGUACACCUGCCAUGUGGGCAGUGAGGAGACCCGGGCCCGGGUCAGCGUGCAUGACCUGCACGUGGGCAUCACCAAGAGGCUGAAGACAGUGGAGGUGCUGGAGGGGGACAGCUGCAGCUUCGAGUGCGUCCUGUCCCACGAGAGUGCAGGCGACCUGGCCAUGUGGACUGUUGGUGGGAAGACAGUGGGCAGCUCUGGCCACUUCCGGGCAGCACGCCAGGGCCGCAAAUACACCCUGACCAUCCAAGAAGCUGCGCUCAGCGAUGCUGGGGAAGUGGUCUUCUCUGUGCGGGGUCUCACCUCUAAGGCCUCACUUGUCGUAAAAGAGAGGCCAGUGGACAUCACGAAGCCCCUAGAAGACCAGCAGGCCACGCUGGGGGAGGAUGUGGUGCUCACUUGUGAGCUGUCGAGGGCAGGCACUCCUGUGCGCUGGCUGAAGGAUGGGAAGGCCAUCCGUGAGAGUCAGAAGUACAAGCUGCUCCGCGAAGGCACGCAGGCUGUGCUGGUCGUCCAUGGAGCCUCUCUCAAGGACUCUGGCACAUACACGUGUGAGACGGACGCUUCCAAGAGCACAGCCAGACUCCGUGUGGAUGAAAAGGCCAACAGGUUUACAGAGGAGCUGGUUGACCUGCAGGUGGAGGAGAAGGGCACGGCCGUGUUCGAGUGCAAGACGGAGCUCCCAGCAUCCACCGUGACGUGGCGCAAGGGCCUCAAAGAGCUGCGGGCCUCGGGAAAGCACAUGUUGAGCCAGGAGGGCUUGGCCCUGCGGCUCACCAUCCGCACCCUGGAGAAGACGGACAGUGACACCUACACCUGUGACAUUGGGCAGGCCCAGUCCCAGGCCCGGCUCCUGGUGCAAGGGCAGAGGGUGCUCAUCACGGAGGAACUGCAGGACAUGGAAGUGCACGAGGGCUCCUCAGCCACAUUCUGCUGCCGUGUUGCCCCUGCUGACCACGGGCCUGUGCGCUGGUUCCUGGACGAGACACCCUUGCAUGCCAAUGAGCUCAAUGAAAUCGUGGUCCAGCCUGGGGGGUACCAUGUGCUCACCCUGCGGCAGCUGGCGCUCAAGGACUCGGGUACUAUCUACUUUGAGGCGGGUGACCAGAGGACCUCGGCCACCCUGCGGGUCACUGAGAAGCCGAGCAUCUUUUCCCGGGAGCUCACAGAUGCCACAAUCACAGAAGGCGAGGACUUGACCCUCAUGUGUGAGACCACUGCUCCUGACACCCCCGUGCACUGGACCAAGGAUGGGAAGAUGCUGCGGCCAUCUGCCCGGUGCCAGCUGAGCUACAAGGGCUGCUGUGCCCAGCUGGUCAUCGCAGGUGCCACUCCGCAGGAUGGUGGUCGAUAUAAGUGUGAGGCUGGCGGGGCCUGGAGCAGCUCCAUUGUCAGGGUCCAAGCUCGGCCGGUUAGGUUCCGGGAGGCGCUGAGGGACUUGGAGCUGCCGGAGGGUGGUGCCGCCACGCUGCGCUGUGUGCUCUCCUCGGUGGCGGCGCCCGUGGAAUGGCGCCACGGGGAAGAUGUCCUGAGGUCCAGCAGCAAGUACAGCCUGCGCCAGGAGGGUGCUGUGCUGGAGCUGGUCAUCCGGGACCUGCAGCCCCAGGACGGGGGCAAGUAUUCCUGCUCCUUCGGGGACCAGACGACCUCAGCAACACUCUCUGUGAAGGCCCUGUCUGCCCAGUUCAUAGGAAAACUGAGAAAUAAGGAGGCCACGGAAGGGGCCACGGCCACGCUGCGCUGCGAGCUGAGCAAGGCGGCCCUUGUGGAGUGGAGGAAGGGGACAGAGCCCCUCACAGAUGGGGACAGACUGAGCCUGAGGCAGGAGGGGGCUGUGUGUGAGCUGCAGAUCCAGGGCCUGGCAGAAGAGGAUGCUGGGGAGUAUUCGUGUGUGUGUGGGCAGGAGAGGACCUCGGCCACUCUGACCGUCAGGGCUCUGCCCGCCCACUUCGUAGGAAGACUGAGGAGUAGGGAGGCCACGGAAGGGGCCACGGCCACGCUGCGCUGCGAGCUGAGCAAGGCGGCCCCCGUGGAUUGGAGGAAGGGGACAGAGUCCCUCACAGACGGGGACAGAAUGAGCCUGAGGCAGGAGGGGGCUGUGUGUGAGCUGCAGAUCCAGGGCCUGGUUGAGGAGGACGGCGGAGAGUACUCGUGUGUGUGUGGGCAGGAGAGGACCUCGGCCACGCUGACCGUCAGGGCCCUGCCUGCCAGGUUCACAGAGGGUCUGAGGAAUGAGGAGGCCGUGGAAGGGGCCAUGGCCACUCUGCGGUGUGAGCUGAGCAAAGAAACAGCAGUGGUGUGGAGGAAAGGAACAGAGACCCUCAGGGAAGGCCACAGACACAGCCUGCGACAGGAGGGAGCCUUGUGUGAGCUGCAGAUCCGGGGCCUGGUUCUGGAAGAUGCUGGGGAGUACUCCUGCAUGUGUGGGCAGGAGAGGACCUCGGCCAUGCUGACCAUCAGGGCCUUGCCUGCACGAUUCACUGAAAAUCUGAAGUCCAGGGAGGCCAUGGAAGGGACCACGGCCACACUGAGGUGUGAACUCAGCAAAGAGGCCCCUGUGGAGUGGAGGAAGGGUGUGAAGACCCUCACCAGUGGGGACAGACUCCGCCUGAGGCAGGACGGGGCUGUGUGUGAGCUGCAGAUCUCCGGCCUGGCCACAACUGAUGCUGGGGAGUACUCGUGCGUGUGCGGGGAAGAGAAGACAGCAGCCACGUUGACCGUGAGGGCCCUGCCCGCCAAGUUCACAAAGGGUCUGAGGAAUGAAGAGGCUGUGGAAGGGGCCACGGCAAUGCUGCAGUGUGUGCUGAGCAGAGAGGCCCCUGUGGAGUGGAGGAAGGGUGUGAAGACCCUCACCAGUGGGGACAGACUUCGCCUGAGGCAGGACGGGGCUGUGUGUGAGCUGCAGAUCCAGGGCCUGGCCCGGGAAGAUGCCGGGGAGUACUCGUGUGUAUGUGGGCAGGAGAGGACCUCGGCCACGCUGACAGUCAGGGCCCUGCCCGCCAGAUUCAUAGAAGAUCUGAGAAGCCAAGAGGCCACAGAAGGGUCCACGACCACUCUGCGGUGUGAACUAAGCAAGGCAGCCCCCGUGGAGUGGAGGAAGGGGUCUGAGACCCUCAGAGAUGGGGACCGGUACAGGCUGAGGCAGGAGGGGGCCACGUGUGAGCUGCAGAUCCAGGGCCUGACUGUGGCAGAGGCUGGGGAGUACUCGUGUGUGUGUGGGCAGGAGAGGACCUCGGCCGUGCUGACCGUCAGGGUUCCACAGGCUGUGUUCCGGGAGCCCCUGCAGUGCCUGCAGGCCGAGGAGGGCUCCACAGCCAGGUUGCAGUGCGAGCUGUCCCUUCCCAAUGCCACUGUGGUCUGGAGCAAGAACGGCCUGGAGCUGCAGGCUGAUGGGCGCCGGGAGUUGCAGCAGCGAGGCUGCACCGCCGAGCUGGUGCUGCGGGACCUGCGCCGUGAGGACGCGGGCGAGUACAGUUGUGCUUUCGGCUCCCAGGCUACCAGUGCCACCCUCACGGUAACAGCUGCGCCCGUGCGGUUCCUCCGGGAGCUGCAGGCCUUAGAGGUGGAUGAGGGAGCUACAGCGCACCUGCGCUGCGAGCUGAGCCAGGCGGGAGCGAGCGUGGAGUGGCGCAAGGGCUCCCUGCAGCUCUUCCCCUGCGCCAAGUACCAGAUUGUACAGGAGGGCUCGGCCACCGAGCUGCUGGUGCGCGGGGCGGAGCAGGAAGAUGAGGGAGACUACACCUGCGAUGCGGGUCAGGCGCAGACCACAGCCUCUCUUUCCAUCCGCUCCCCCAAGCCCAAGUUCAAGACCCGGCUGCAGAGUGUGGAGCAGGAGGCAGGCGGUGUGGCUCGGCUCUGUUGCCAGCUGAGCGAGGCUGAGCCAGGGGCCCCUGUGCAGUGGCUAAAGGAGGGCGUGGAGCUGCCUGUGGGCCCCAAAUAUGAGAUGCGGUGCCAAGGGGCCACGUGCGAGCUGUUGGUCCACGGGCUGGAGGCCAAGGACACAGGAGAGUAUGCCUGUGUGGUGGGUGGCCAGAAAACCUUGGCCUCCCUCAGGGUCAGAGAGCCUGAGGUGACCAUCGUGAGGGGCCUGGUUGAUGCCGAGGUGCAGGCUGACGAGGAUGUGGAGUUCAGCUGUGAGGUGUCACGGGCUGGGGCCACAGAUGUGCAGUGGCGCCUCCAGGGCCUGCCACUGCAGAGCAACGAGGUGACAGAGGUGGCUGUUCGGGAUGGCUGCAUCCACACACUCCAGCUGAAGGGUGUGACACUUGAGGACGCUGGCACCGUGUCCUUCCAUGUGGGCAGCCAUGCAUCUUCUGCUCAGCUCACUGUCAGAGUCCCAGAGGUGACCAUCCUGGAGCCCCUGCAAGACAUGCAGCUGAAUGAAGGCCAGGAUGCCCACUUCCGGUGCCGGCUGUCCAGAGCUGCAAGCCAGGAAGCCCGCUGGGCUUUGGGAGGGGUACCUCUGCAGGCCAACGAGAUGAAUGACAUCACCGUGGAGCAGGGCACACUUCACUUGCUCACCCUGCACAAGGUGACUCCUGAAGAUGCGGGAACCAUCAGUUUCCAAGUGGGCUCAUGCAGCUCAGAAGCCCAGCUGAAAGUCACAGAGGCUGCACUGUGCCUGGUCCGUGGCCUGCAGAGUGUGGACGUCUUCGCAGGGGAGGUGGCCACGUUCUCCUGUGAGGUGUCUCGUGCGGGUGGGCCAGAGGCCCGCUGGUGGCUGGAUGGCACCUUGCUACAGGACAGCCCCCAAAGUGCCAUCACUGUGCGUGAUGGGACCUUUCAUUCCCUCACACUCUCGGGCCUAGGGGUGGCCGACUCAGGCACCGUCACCUUCCGCACAGGGCCCCUGGUCUCCACAGCCAAGUUGUUGGUCAAAGAUCCUACGGUGGAGGUGGUCAGUGCCAUGCAGGACCUGGCAGUGGAGGAGGGUGGCUCUGCCGAACUCCUCUGCCAAUACUCACGGCCGGUGCAGGCCACGUGGAAGAUGGACGAGCGGGAGGUACACGCAGAUGGGCACCGUGUCAUCAUAGAGCAGGACUGGACUGUGGCCAGGCUGACCUUCAGGCCGGCCCUGCCCUGUGACAGUGGCAUCUAUUCUUGUGAGGCCGCAGGCACUCGCGUGGUGGCACUGCUACAAGUGCAAGCCAAGAACACCGUGGUCCGGGGCCUGGAGAAUGUGGAUGUGCCUGAGGGCGGGGAGGCCUUGUUUGAGUGCCAGCUGUCCCGGCCUGAGGUGGCUGCCCACACCUGGCUGUUGGACGAUGAGCCCGUGCACACCUCGGAGAACGCGGAGGUGGUAUAUUUCGAGAACGGCCUGCGACACCUACUGCUGCUCAAAAACCUGAGGCCACAGGACAGUUGUCGGGUGACUUUCCUGGCUGGGGACAUGGUCACCUCUGCUUUCCUCACCGUCAGAGGCUGGCGCCUAGAAGUCCUGGAGGCCCCCAAGGAUGUGGUGGUGCGAGCUGGCGCACAGGCUCACUUCACCUGCGUGCUCAGCGAGGCCCUGCCGGUGGGCGAAGCCACCUGGUACAUCAACGGAACUGCGGUACAGCCUGACGACGACUGGACCAUCACAGCUGACGGCAGCCACCACACCCUGCUGCUACGCAAUGCACAGCUACACCACGCUGGGGAGGUCACCUUUGCUGCCCGAGACGCAGUGACCUCAGCUCGACUUUCGGUGUUGGGCCUCCCUGAUCCCCCAGAGGAUGCCGAAGUGGUGGGUCGCAGUGGCCACUCCGUGACGCUGUCCUGGGUGGCUCCCACAAGCGAUGGUGGAGGGGGUCUGUGUGGCUAUCGGGUAGAGAUGAAGGAGGGGUCCAAGGGCCAGUGGCGUUUGUGCCACGAGCUAGUGCCUGGGCCUGAGUGUGUGGUGGAUGGACUGACUCCUGGGGAGACCUACCGUUUCCGAGUGGCUGCUGUGGGCCCUGCAGGUGCUGGGGAGCCUGUGCACCUGCCCCAGAUGGUCAGGCUGGCAGAACCAGUGGAGCCUGUACCUCCCUCGCCCCCUACCCCUGUGAGCCGGCAGGUGGUGGCCGGAGAGGAUGUCUGUCUGGAGGUGGAGGUGGCAGCUGAGGCUGGCGAGGUCGUCUGGCACAAGGGGACGGAGUGCAUCCAACCCAGUGGGCACUUUGAGGUCCUUUCCCGGGGUCGGCAGCAGACACUGGUGAUCAAGGGCUUCAGGGCAGAAGACCAGGGCGAGUACCGCUGUGGCCCUGCCCACGCCCUGGCCUCCAUGGAGGCUGCCACCUUCCAGGUGGUGCUGACCCCUGGCUCUGGGGACGAGGCUCCCACACAGCCCAGCCUGCCCCCUGAGGCAGCCCAGGAGGGUGACCUGCACCUGCUGUGGGAGGCCCUGGCCAGGAAGCGUCGCAUGAGCCGUGAACCCACGCUGGACUCCAUCAGUGAGCUUCCAGAGGAGGAUGGCCGCGUGCAUCACCUACGGCAGGAGGUGGAGGAGGUGGCCCCUGACCUCUCUGAGGGCUACUCCACAGCUGAUGAGCUGGCACGCACUGGAGAGGCUGACCUCUCGCACACCAGCUCUGACGACGAGUCCCGGGCAGGCACACCUUCCCUGGUUACUUACCUCAAGAAGGCUGGACGGCCUGGGGUCUCACCCCUGGUCAGCAAGGCCAGGGCCCCAGCACCCUCCUCUGUGGAACCACAGAAGAAGCAGGAGCACCCAGCCCAGGUGCACCCACCACCGAUAGGUCUGAGUGCUGAGGAUCUGGGCGACCCCUCCAUGGACAAGGCAGCAGUGAAGAUUCAGGCUGCCUUUAAGGGCUACAAGGUCCGGAAGGAGAUGAAGCAGCAGGAAGGACCCGUAUUCUCCCACACAUUUGGGGACACUGAGGCCCAGGUGGGGGAUGCCCUGAGGCUGGAGUGUGUGGUAGCCAGCAAGGCUGAUGUGCGAGCAUGCUGGCUGAAAGACGGCGUAGAGCUCACUGACGGGCGGCACCACCACAUCGACCAGCUCGCGGAUGGGACGUGCACCCUUCUGGUCACUGGCCUGGGCCGUGCCGACACUGGUCGCUACACCUGUCAGGUGAGCAACAAGUUUGGCUGUGUGAGCCAUAGCGCCUGUGUGGUGGUCAGUGGCACCGAGAGUGAGGCCGAGAGCUCCUCCGGGGGCGAGCUGGACGACGCCUUCCACCGCGCUGCCCGGCGUCUGCACCGGCUCUUCCGCACCAAAGGCCCAGCGGAGGUUUCUGACGAAGAGCUGUUUCUCAGCGCUGACGAGGGUCCCGGGGAGCCAGAGCAGCCUGCGGACUGGCAGACCUACCGCGAGGAUGAGAAUUUUGUCUGCAUCCGUUUCGAGGCCCUGGCCGAAGCUCACAGGGCAGUCACCUGCUUCCGAGAGAUGUUCACCACCAUGGGCAUCGGGGUGGAGAUCAGCCUGGUGGAGCAGGGGCCCAGGGGGGUGGAGAUGCGCAUUGGCAAGGUGGCCCCUGCCCCUGCAGCACCUCCGGAGCCAGUGUCCACUCAGCUGACUUCUGAUGCCGCCCCCGUGUUCCUGACGGAGCUGCAGAACCAGGAGGUGCAGGAUGGGUACCCCGUGAGCUUCGACUGCGUGGUGACGGGCCAACCUGUGCCCAGUGUUCGCUGGUUCAAGGACGGGAAGUUGCUGGAGGAGGAUGAUCACUACAUGAUCAAUGAGGACCAGCAGGGUGGCCACCAGCUCAUCAUCACUGCUGUGGUGCCCGCAGACAUGGGCGUCUACCGCUGUCUGGCAGAGAACAGCGUGGGCGUCUCCUCCACCAAGGCUGAGCUCCGAGUGGAGCUGACCAGCACAGACUACGACACUGCCGCAGACGCCACGGAGACCUCAUCCUACUUCAGUGCCCAGGGAUACCUGUCUAGCCGGGAGCAAGAGGGAACCGAAUCAGAUGAGGGGCAGCUGCCCCAGGUGGUGGAGGAGCUGAAGGACCUCCAGGUGACCCCUGGUACACGCCUGGCCAAAUUUCAGCUCAAGGUGAAAGGCUACCCAGUCCCCAGAUUGUACUGGUUCAAAGAUGGCCAGCCCCUGUCUGCAUCUGCCCACAUUCGCAUGGCUGACAAGAAGACACUGCACACCCUGGAGAUCGUCUCUGUCACCCGGGAGGAUGCUGGCCAGUAUGCUGCCUAUAUCAGCAAUGCUGUUGGUGCUGCCUACUCAUCUGCCCGGCUGCUGGUCCGAGGCCCCGAUGAACCAGAAGAGAAGUCUGCAUCAGAUGUGUGUGAGCAAUUGGUGCCACCCCGCAUCCUGGAGAGGUUCACCCCCAAGAAAGUGAAGAGGGGCUCCAGCAUCACGUUCUCGGUGAAGGUGGAAGGAUGCCCGGCCCCCACCAUACACUGGCUCAAAGAGGAGGCCGAGAGAGGCGUGCUGUGGAUUGGCCCUAACACCCCAGGCUACACUAUGGCCAGCUCUGCCCAGCAGCACAGCCUGGUCCUGCUAGAUGUGGGCCGGCAACACCAGGGCACCUACACGUGCAUUGCCACCAACGCUGCUGGCCAGGCUCUCUGCUCUGCCAGCCUGCAAGUCUCAGGCCUGCCCAAGGAGGAGGAGCAGGAGAAGAUGAAGGAGGCUCUCAUUUCUACCUUCCUACAGGGGACCACCCAAGCCAUCUCAGCACAGAUGUCAGAGUCUGCUGGUCUCAUCGGCCUUGCUGGGCAGAGGAAAGGGGAGGCCCUGGUGGCUGAGGAGGCCCACGGCCGCCUGUCCCUCGCUGAGGUGGGCACGGAGGAAUUCCUACAGAAACUCACCUCCCAGAUCACUGAGAUGGUGUCGGCCAAGAUCACACAGGCCAAGCUGCAGGUGCCUGGAGGUGACAGUGAUGAGGAGUCCAAGACUCCGUCCGCCUCCCCCCGGCAUGGCCGGUCGCGGCCCUCCUCCAGCGUCCAGGAGUCAUCCUCGGAGUCAGAGGACGGGGACUCCCGAGGAGAGAUCUUUGAUAUCUACGUGGCCACGGCCGACUACCUGCCCCUGGGGGCCGAGCAGGAUGCCAUCACACUGCGGGAAGGCCAGUAUGUGGAGGUCUUGGACUCAGCCCACCCGCUGCGCUGGCUUGUGCGCACCAAGCCCACCAAGUCCAGCCCCUCCAGGCAAGGCUGGGUGUCACCAGCCUACCUGGACAAGAGGCUCAAGCUGUCUCCUGAGUGGGGGCCCAGUGAGGCCCCCGAAUUCCCCGAGGCCGUGUCCGAGGAUGAGUACAAGACCAGGCUGAGCUCUGUCAUCCAGGAGCUGCUGAGCUCAGAGCAGACCUUCGUGGGUGAGCUUCAGUUCCUCCAAAGCCACUACAUACAACAACUGGACCGUGCUCCCCGAGCGCCAGCAGCCGUAGCCAGCCAGAAGGCAGUCAUUUUUCGCAAUGUGCAGGACAUCAGUCGCUUCCACAGCAGCUUCUUGCAGGACCUGCAGCGCUGUGACACAGAUGAUGAUGUGGCCAUGUGCUUCAUCAAGAACCAGGAAGCCUUUGAGAAGUACCUGGAGUUCCUGGUGGGCCGUGUGCAGGCAGAGUCCGUGGUUGUCAGCAUGCCCGUCCAGGAGUUCUACAAGAAAUGCGCUGAGGAGAUGCUGUCUGCUGGGGACCCCUCGCAGCCACCCCCACCCCCACUGCAGCACUACCUGGAGCAGCCGGUGGAGCGGGUGCAGAAGUACCAGGCUCUGCUCAAGGAGCUGAUCCGCAACAAGGCCCGGAACCGGCAGAACUGCGCCCUUCUGGAGCAGGCCUACGCAGUCGUGUCGGCGCUGCCCCAGCGUGCCGAGAACAAGCUGCACGUGUCCCUCAUGGAGAACUACCCUGGCACCCUGGAGGCCCUGGGGGAGCCCAUCCGCCAGGGCCACUUCAUUGUGUGGGAGGGCGCACCAGGGGCCCGCAUGCCUUGGAAGGGCCACAAUCGCCACGUCUUCCUGUUCCGGAACCACCUGGUGAUCUGCAAGCCCCGACGAGACUCGCGCACCGACACCUUCAGCUAUGUGUUCCGGAAUAUGAUGAAGCUAAGCAGCAUCGACCUGAAUGACCAGGUGGAAGGGGACGACCGUGCCUUCGAGGUGUGGCAUGAACGGGAGGACUCUGUGCGCAAGUACCUGCUGCAGGCGCGCACAGUCAUCAUCAAGCACUCCUGGGUGAAGGAGAUCAGCGGCAUCCAACAGCGCCUGGCCCUGCCUGUGUGGCGUCCACCGGAAUUUGAAGAGGAACUGGCUGACUGCACGGCUGAGCUGGGGGAAACAGUAAAGCUGGCUUGCCGCGUGACUGGCACACCAAAACCCACUGUCAGCUGGUACAAAGAUGGGAAGCCAGUGGAAGUGGAUCCUCACCACAUCCUCAUCGAAGACCCAGAUGGCUCCUGCACCCUUAUCCUGGACAACCUGACUGGGGUCGACUCUGGCCAGUACAUGUGCUUUGCGGCCAGCGCCGCUGGCAGUGCCAGCACCCUGGGAAAGAUCCUGGUGCAAGUCCCCCCACGGUUUGUGAACAAGGUCCGGGCCUCGCCCUUUGUGGAGGGAGAGGAUGCCCAGCUCACCUGCACCAUCGAAGGCGCCCCACACCCUCAGAUCAGGUGGUACAAAGAUGGGGCCCUGCUGACUGCGGGCAACAAGUACCAGAUGCUGAGUGAGCCCCGCAGCGGCCUGCUGGUGCUUGUGGUCAGAGCAGCUGGCAAGGAUGACCUGGGACACUAUGAAUGCGAGCUGGUGAACCGGCUUGGCUCCACUCGUGGUGGUGGGGAGCUAUACAUGCAGAGCCCUGUGCUGCCGGCCCGGGAGCAGCGCCACAGGGAGCAGACUGUGGCUGCCGUAGAAG
This is a messenger RNA of Marmota monax (woodchuck), 20655 nucleotides long. It is a transcript of the gene Obscn, whose product is annotated as obscurin, cytoskeletal calmodulin and titin-interacting RhoGEF. NCBI's taxonomy places the organism in Eukaryota, Metazoa, Chordata, Mammalia, Rodentia, Sciuridae. Gene Ontology annotation, molecular function: protein binding; guanyl-nucleotide exchange factor activity. The record is from RefSeq and is a predicted model, not a curated record.